AUGGCGACAAGGUGCUUCUUCCCGAGGGACCACGCGGCGGCCGGGGCACAGGGCCACGGCCACCGGCAGCAGCACCAGUCGAAGGCGGCCGCGGAGGCGCUGGAGCAGCUGCACCACGGCGGCCGCGUGCUGUCCCGGGAGGAGGUGGGCGGCGCGGUGCGCGUCAAGAUCGUGGUCAGCAAGCGCGAGCUCAAGAAGAUGGUGGCCGCGCUCGGCACCGGCCCCACCACCAUCGCGGGCUCGACGGCGGCGUCGGGGGGCGAACGCCGCAGCUCCCGCCAGCGCGCGUCAGGCGGCGGCGGGACAGACGCCGAGCAGAGGCUGCAGUCGCUCCGGCGGCGCAGCAUGCGGCGGGCGGCGGAGGAGGCGCGCCGGAUGCAGGCCAGCGGGGAGUGGGAGCCCGGCCUGCAGAGCAUCCCCGAGGAGGCCUACUGAGUUAGACGGCGUCGUUGGUUAAUCGCUUUUUACUAAUCUACUACUCGUAUCAUCAAGGCGGGCUGGGUUUU
Messenger RNA from Lolium rigidum, 506 nucleotides. RefSeq lists its product as uncharacterized. The coding region runs from base 1 to 435 and encodes 144 amino acids. Lineage: Eukaryota; Viridiplantae; Streptophyta; Magnoliopsida; Poales; Poaceae. The record is from RefSeq and is a predicted model, not a curated record. The transcript has a single exon.